Talaromyces amestolkiae is the source of this 1053-nucleotide messenger RNA. RefSeq lists its product as uncharacterized. The transcript has a single exon. Gene Ontology annotation, biological process: ergosterol biosynthetic process. The record is from RefSeq and is a predicted model, not a curated record. Lineage: Eukaryota; Fungi; Ascomycota; Eurotiomycetes; Eurotiales; Trichocomaceae. Bases 1 to 1053 code for a protein of 350 amino acids. Gene Ontology annotation, molecular function: C-4 methylsterol oxidase activity; iron ion binding.
AUGUCGGCGCCAAACCCCAAAGACAGCAUGAAAUCCACCUGGCGUCGCAACCCCAAAGACUCCUGGACAAUAUGGCACUGGUUCUACGAAGUGUUGGGCAUUCACCCAACCACCCUCGACAAAACCGUGCCCAUCCACUCAAAGGAAGAGCCUAUUCCGUAUCUACCAGAAUGGAAGGAACAUCGCUGGAUACUUUCGCAUGCCAUUAUUCCUUUGGUAUUGCAUCAGACGUAUGUCGCAUACACGGGCCAGAAUCUGAGUAGUAUUGCGGCGUUUUUCUUGUAUGCGGUUGCCUUCAAGUCGAUUGCGAUCAAUCAGUUGCAUAUGAUGAGAGGGUUGGGGCAUAAGUAUGGAUUCUUCGAUGGCGAUAAGCAUGCUAGAGACGACGUGCCUGAUAUUGGCGUGGGCAAGGUUGUGCGUUCGUUGAUGUCGACGUCGACGUUUAGGCCGAUGUUUACCGUGAUGUUGGCGUACAACAGCGCUGCGACGCCGUUGGCAGAACUCAAAGCGAACUGGGCGUGGUGUGUGGUGGAAGUCAGUCUCUAUGGUAUUAUACUUGAUUUUUGGUUUUAUUGGUAUCAUCGUCUGAUGCAUGAUGUGGAUGCGUUGUGGAAGUAUCAUCGCACCCACCAUCUGACCAAACAUCCCAACCCGCUGUUGACGCUCUAUGCGGAUAUGGAGCAGGAGUUCUGGGAUAUUGCGGGUGUGCCGCUUUUGACGUACGGGUCGAUGAAGUUGAUGGGCAUGCCGAUGGGCUUUUAUGAGUGGUGGUUGUGCCAUCAGUAUAUCGUCUUUACGGAGUUGGCCGGCCAUUCUGGGCUGAGGAUCCAUGCUACCCCGGCCAGUACGCUGACGUGGUUGUUGAAGUUCUUUGAUGCGGAGCUGGUUAUUGAGGAUCAUGAUUUGCAUCAUAGAACGGGCUGGAAGAAGAGUCAUAACUAUGGCAAGCAGACCAGAUUGUGGGAUCGGAUUUUCGGGACGUGCCGAGAGCGGAUUGAGUGUACGGACGAGAUGGUGGAUUACGCUACGAUUGUUGAUAUGCCGUGGUAUUAG